GAUUUCGUCUACUAUGAGGAACCGGAUUUUGAAUACUACACCAUAGGCCUAAUUGAGGAGAUAAAGUCUUCACGUCGUGACAAGUUUGCUGUGCUAGUCAAAUGCUUUUAUCGGACACACGAUAUUCCGGAAACUUCCAAACAAUCGGUUUUGGAACGGGAGCACUAUCACACACCUUCAAAUUCCAAACUGAUGAAUGAUGUUCUUUCGCGUGAGUUGUUUGCCUCCGAGGUUCAGGAAACAUUGACAUCAAAACAGUUGCGUGGUCGCUGCCAAGUUAGCCAUCUAGCUGAUUUACGUACCGCGAUGGAUACAUUUCGUCCUACUGAGGAGGAUAACUUCUUUUAUGUCUUUGCGUACAACCCGGAAACACGACGUCUGAUGAAUACACGAGCAGAGAUUCGGGUGGGGAAUGCUUACCAAGCAUCCAUCCCUCCGUUUCGUCACUAUCCCCCCGCCACUUAUCACUCAAGACCACAUAGGCGUUCCGAUUGUUCUAAGCAUCAUCGAUCCGCGGAACGUAUUGCAGCACAGAGUAUGGAUCACUCGGCAGUGUCAUCCAGUGAAACAGCUCGCACUGAGACAUUAGUACACUACUCUUCCAACGGACCGGUAGAAACAGCAUCAGAUCGACUUAAUGUUUUUGAAGAUCUGCCUGCCGCACGGUCGCAAAAGUUGAAAGAAGAUAGUACUGCCACCGAACCCCACUCGUCAAACGUAUCUGUCAAACCAACCAAACCAGAUGAGGAGUUUCCCGACUCAGUCGCUGGUGAGGAACCCAAAUCUCCACCCAAACUGAAGUCAUUUCUUUCUGACUCGCCCAAACCUUCCGCGACUCCGCCCCCAACCUCAUCAACUUCAACUUUUCAUUCCGGAGACUGUAUGCCUGUAUCCCAUCGACAUCAACAUCACAAGCGUCACCAUAUCUUCCAUCGUCGAGGUGAUUCUUCUCAUCUACGCGAUCCUCUACGACGACACAUUGCACAAGGUCGCUCUAUUGAACGUGGUUCUGUUAUGCGUCGUUCCGGCCACCGACGUCGAAGACGCCGUUGGGAAACUAUGGUGUGGAGACCACAAGGACUCAGUAAAGCCUUAUCUGGUUGCUCACCAGAUCCGAUGGUUAAUCGUGUUGCUCAAGGUGAUAAUGAAUUGGCUGAUGAACCGUUAAAGACAUAUCUAGAUGCGGUCCGGUCAAUGGUUGCAUUUUUCGGCUUCGGCGGUGCAGAUGAUGACCUCUCGUCGGCCGAGAACGGAUUGGUUUUGGCUAAUCUCGCUCAGACAACCCAACACGCAUAUGACACUCUGCACAAAUCAGACUACUCUCUGACACAGGCCUUGCAAGCUAUUUCAUGUAAUCCGAUUGUGUCAAAGGUGAGUUGGUCCUUGUUCUUUUAUUAUCUUCUUCAUUGUGACUUGUGCUUGGCGCAAUACUAUUUGAUAACGAAAAUCGUCAGUAGGGUUAUUGCAGAUUGUUCCUUUGUUUUGCUAGUAUUUUAA
Messenger RNA from Echinostoma caproni, 1497 nucleotides. NCBI's taxonomy places the organism in Eukaryota, Metazoa, Platyhelminthes, Trematoda, Plagiorchiida, Echinostomatidae. The record is from the annotation of a GenBank genome assembly.